GUGACUGGCAACUCCGUUUCAAAUCGUUGACCGCUAACCAAAACCUGAUGUUUUCGUGGCUGUAUUCUUUCCGGAGAUAAUUUGUAAACUCAUAGAGACCUGUUUCAAUAUGAAAAAUAACAUAAUUGACUAGAGCGACGCACUACGAUAGACAAAUAUUUUUCAAUUUCUGCAAGGAGCGUCGGUCGGCGCGAAACACGCGGUCAUGCAGCGACCGGCAGCGGACGAUCGGGACUGCGACGAUGACGUCGACGACUGCGACUGGCCGAUGGACGAGAACGUGUUGCGAACGCUGUCCGAAGACGUACGGCCAACGCCGGCGGCCGGCCUGGCGGACAGUGACGGCGCAGUGGCCUCCGCCGUCCGACUGUGUUCGGCCGAACGAGUCGUGCCGACGGCCGAGACGGUGCGGCGGCUGCGAUUGCGACAGCUGCUUCUGCGCCGGCCGCCGCGAUGGUGGCCGGAAAACGGGGGCGGUGCGGCCGCGGUGGCCGAGUCCAGGCGGACACAAACGAAGCUGAUGUCCGUGCCGUCGGCGUACCCGGCGACCGGCGAGUACUACGCGCCCGAAGCGGCGUACGUGUCGCGUACGGUGGAAGAACUGUCGUCGGGACCGCGGCCGACGGCGGCACCGCCGGUCAACGGGUACACGUACACCGCCGGCACGGUGCGCUACGACCGCGAGACGGGCGCGUGCUAUCUUCACGGAUUCGCCGACCCGCAGGCCCGGGUAACCGUCGAUUGUGCGCUGCUGACGGACGUCCUGCCCCGGCACCGGGCCACCGUCAAGAUGUACUCCACGCUCCGGCCACCGCCCGCCGACGACCCCGGCGGCCCUCCCGUUCUGGCGCCGCACCAUUUCCAAGUGUUCUCGCGCGCCGUCCUGUUCCGCUGACGCACAUACCACAACGAUGUUGCCGUAACGACGUGCACGAACCCGUGGAUUUGUAUGCCGGUCCAUGUAUAUCGAGCGCGUAAUAAACAACUUGCAACCGUUAUAAUUUACCGUACGCUUCGUAUAAUACAAAAUAUAUACAUUAUCAACUUUUUCGUAAAUUAAACCGACCGAGUUUGAAAUCUAUAUAUUACCAAUGCACCCACUACA
Molecule: messenger RNA, 1105 nt
Organism: Rhopalosiphum maidis (corn leaf aphid)
Lineage: Eukaryota; Metazoa; Arthropoda; Insecta; Hemiptera; Aphididae
Exons: 2
Coding region: 206-895 (229 amino acids)
Source: RefSeq, a predicted model, not a curated record